Messenger RNA from Durotheca rogersii, 952 nucleotides. RefSeq names its product NTF2-like protein. The record is from RefSeq and is a predicted model, not a curated record. NCBI's taxonomy places the organism in Eukaryota, Fungi, Ascomycota, Sordariomycetes, Xylariales, Xylariaceae. Gene Ontology annotation, biological process: protein import into nucleus. Gene Ontology annotation, cellular component: nuclear pore central transport channel. The coding region runs from base 248 to 622 and encodes 124 amino acids. The transcript is spliced from 6 exons.
CCUGCACCCGUCCCUUCAUUGCCGCCACAACAACACCAGCAACAAACAGGGCGGACACAGCGGCGAUACCUACUCCUCCUCCAUCGCCUCGACUGUGACCGAAGAAAAACCACAUCUCGAUCCUCAGUCGAUAACAUAGCCGGCACGUGCAUCUGCUCUCUCGCGUCGAGGACCGACAUUUGCAAAGCAUCAACACGCUCGUCUUCACUCUCUCCGACACCGCUUCGAUUCGUUGUAAUCCGCCAGGAUGGCCUCCGAUCCAGUCCAGGUUGCGACUUUGUUCGUGGAAUACUACUACAACUCGUUCGACCAAAACCGCGCCUCGCUGUCGUCCCUCUAUCGAGACUCGUCUGUGUUGACGUUCGAGUCGGCCUCCUUCAAAGGCGCCCAGGGUAUCAUCGAGAAGCUACAGAGCCUUCCCUUCCAGCAGAUCAAGCAUCAGGUCUCCACCAUCGACCCCCAGCCCGGCCUCGGCCCCGGCCACAUCUUGGUUCUAGUCACAGGCCAGCUCCUGGUGGAUGAGGAACAGCGGCCGAUGAGCUACGCUCAGUCCUUUUACCUUGUUCCUGAGGGACCCAGCUACUACGUCCACAACGACAUCUUCAAGCUUGUUUAUGGUUAGAAGAAGCACGCUGUCUAGUGACCCUCGGCGGUCUCUGCCGACCUGGAUGACGUUGAGUUUUCCGCCUGAACCCAUGCGGGCCCCCCUCGAGAGCUCGCUUCCUUUUGUUUUUUCACUAUAGAUUUGUCGACCGUGGAUCUGUUACGUGGACAUCUAUACCCUGCGAGGUUUGAACCCAAGUCUCUCUCUCCAGAUAGGUUGCGCAGAAUUCAUCAGUCCAUCCGUCACCCACGGCUUCGCCGGCCGCAUAUCCAUGAGCAGCACGCUGGGGUAUUGCCUAUUACUUAGUUAUACAGAGAAGUCCAAUAAAACCAAACACUUCUUCCCCCA